AUGCUAUCAGUAAAGGGAUCUAGGGUAGUGCCAAGUUCUAAACCUACAUUGAUAUGUACGGUUUGGACCGGAAAACUAUAUAAUCCAGAAGGUUUUAAGGCUCAUAUGAAAGGCAUUUGGAAGACAAGGAAAAAGUUAGUGAUCCAGGUGGUGGGUCAAAAUCUAUUCACGAUAGUCUUUGAGUUAGCAGAUGAUUUGGAGUUGAUUUUGGAGGGUAGGCCUUGGCUUUUCCGUAAAAGUGUUAUUCUAUUUGAUAGAUUAAGUCAGGCGAUGGAUAGAGAUCAAAUUAGGCUUACUUUAUCACCAUUUUGGAUGAAAAUUGAUUCUAAUUUUCCAGAAUUUGAUAAGAAAGAUUUAUUGCAUGCAAUUGGUGUCUCGUUUGGUGGGGUUCUCAGAUAUGAAAUUAAUGAAGAUUUUUGUCGGCUCAGAGUUAACUUGGAUGUCCAAAGACCACUCCGAAGAGGUAUUUUUGUUUCUAUGGAUGCUGUUAAUAAAGUGUGGGUCCCUUUUAAGUAUGGAAAUUUGCCGAUGUUCUGCUUUGGAUGUGGAAGAAUGGGGCAUGGGCUGAGUAAUUGUAUCCAGUUACCACCUGAAAGAAAAAGCAAAAUCAGCGAGAAUCCUCCUUUUUUGCUAGCUUUAAAAGCAGAAUCAAAACUGUAA
Gossypium raimondii (Peruvian cotton) is the source of this 660-nucleotide messenger RNA. RefSeq lists its product as uncharacterized. Lineage: Eukaryota; Viridiplantae; Streptophyta; Magnoliopsida; Malvales; Malvaceae. The coding region runs from base 1 to 660 and encodes 219 amino acids. The record is from RefSeq and is a predicted model, not a curated record. The transcript has a single exon. Gene Ontology annotation, molecular function: nucleic acid binding; zinc ion binding.